Molecule: messenger RNA, 3882 nt
Organism: Pecten maximus
Lineage: Eukaryota; Metazoa; Mollusca; Bivalvia; Pectinida; Pectinidae
Product: nucleolar protein 6-like
Exons: 23
Coding region: 128-3679 (1183 amino acids)
Biological process (GO): rRNA processing; tRNA export from nucleus
Cellular component (GO): small-subunit processome; UTP-C complex; CURI complex
Source: RefSeq, a predicted model, not a curated record
UUUGCGUGUGAUUAGUAAUACCAAGAUGGCGACUCCCAUGUCCACGUGUUGGUGAAAAGUUAGGCAGAUCUCCUAAAAUAAGUAACGCUCGCUAUUUUUGGUAAAGUGUAUCGUUUCCAGUUUCACCAUGAAGAGGAAACAGAAGAAUCAAGACAAUGACAAUGACAAUAGCAAACAACAAAAACUGAAUGACACUGAUGAUGAAGAUAGUGAAGAAAUAGAUGAUUUUGAGGCAGAUGAAGACAGUGCUCCAUGUGAGGAUUUAGAUGACAGUGAAGAUGACUUUGAAGAUGAUGUUGAUGCAGAUUCAAAAGUGCAAUCAUCUGCUGAAGAUGACGCAACGUCAGCAACAAAAAUCAGCAAAAAAAGCUUGUUCAAGCCUCCCUCUAAUGAUGAGCUGAACCAUCUGAAGGAGACGGAGAACCUUUACCACUCAAGUCUGUUUCGCAUGCAGAUUACAGAGCUGCUGUCAGAAGUAACACUAAAAGCAAAACGACGACGGCAGAUUGAAAAAGUCUUCACCACUGUCAAGGAUAUGCUUCUGGAUCUUCCCAAAGGAAAACCUCAUGAGCUGAUGGACCAAGACUGGUUACCAAAAAAAUUUGUCAAAGUACCAAUCUAUCAGUCACCAGAAACAGUGAAAGGAAGAUUCCAGUUUUUUCCUCCAACUGAAGUAAAGAUGGUUGGAAGUUUUUUGUCCAGAACCUGUGUAAAACCAGGUGUGAAUUUGGAUAUCUCUGUAACAAUGCCCAUAGAAUGUCUUCAGAGCAAAGACCACCUGAACCAGCGAUACCUGAGGAAGAGAGCUCUGUACUUAGCGGUUCUCGCAAAACACCUGAGGAAGAAGGAGGAGGUAGAGGAUCUCAAGUUUACUUACCAUCAUGGCAGUCACUACAAGCCUAUCCUUAUACUGCAGGUUAAAGGGGACACAGGAAGGCCUGUCACCAUACAUUUGCAUGUGAUAGCAGAGGAGGGCAUGUUUAAACUGCACCGUUUCCAUGUCAACAAAAACAACGUGAGGAAACAAUGGUACCAUGGUCAAGCAGAGGAUGUAGAGGAAGGCGACCAACCUGCUACACCCCUGUACAAUAUGUCAGUCCUUGGCGACCUGACCUUGACCAGGAACACUGACCACCUGACAACUAUGCUUGGAGAUAGCCAGGGGAUCAGGGAGGGAAUCCACCUGCUGAAAGUCUGGCUUCAUCAACGGGAACUCAGUAUGGGGUAUGGUGGUUUCUCCGGAUACAUCCUGUCAAUGUAUGUCGCUUAUUUGUUGUCAAAGCGACGCCUCAACAACAUGAUGAGUAGCUACCAAGUCUUCAGAAACACACUGUUAAACCUUUCUAAAUCUGAUUGGACAACACAAGGUAUUACAUUUUGUGAGAAUGACUUGGAUUCUCAGCGCCCCCUGUUGUCUGAUUUCCUUGAGACCUUUGAUGUCGUGUUUGUGGAUGUGACCGGCUAUUUUAACAUCUGUGCUUGCAUGAACAAGUCUUGUUACAACCGGGUUCGUCACGAGGCUGGACAGGCCAUGUUGAUGCUUGAGGAUCAUUCUCUGGACAGCUUCUCUCUCUUCUUCAUGACACCUCUUCCUUUCCUCCGAACAUUUGACAAUGUAUUACACAUCAGAGACUUAUCCUGUCUUGAGACAUUGAUCACAAAGUUUGGUCUGACAGACAGAGUUAUGGACCUUGGUGGUGAUAUGAUUGCCACCGUAACUCCUAGUUUGAUCUCAGUACUACAGCGUUCACUGGACAGGAGAAUUAAACUUUUACAAGUCAAACAGGAGGCCACACCUCAGUGGAACAUCAAGGAGGAGCCACCUAAACCUGGUUGUCAGGAACAGAUAACUGUUGGAGUUUUACUUAACCCAGACACAUGCACUAGUAUAUUAGACAAGGGACCCCCGGCAGACUCUCCAGAGGCAGAAGAUUUCCGUGAGUUUUGGGGUGAGAAAUCUGAGCUUCGCCGAUUUAAAGAUGGCAGCAUUUGUGAGGCAGUUGUAUGGAUGGAAGCGAAUUCUGAAAUUUCAAAGAAGAGAACGGUCUGUUCUAUAGCUGUCAAACAUAUUCUACUCAGACAAGCUGGAAUACCUCCAGAGUCUGUAUGUUACAUUGGCCCACAGCUGGAUCCACUGUUGUACCUGCCAAUGAGGACAAAGAAAGGGAUGAUGAGUUAUGGUACAGGGGAAGAGGAGACUGUAGCUGUUAUGCACACCUAUGAUUCACUGUGUAAAAUCCUACGUAAUCUCAAGGACCUGCCACUGACGAUCAACUCCACGCAGGGGACGUCCCCUGUGUUCAGAUUUACAGAGGUGUUUCCAGCCCUUCAGUGCACUUCACCGACACAACUGGUGGGAGAAGAAGGCAGCUUUCAGUGCCCUAAGGCGACCAAGCCCCUUCCUCCAUAUACACCUGUUCACAAGAUUGUAUGCCUGAUGGAGGGAAGUGGUAAAUGGCCGGACGAGAUAGAACCUUUCCGUCGCCUGAAGGCAGCAUUUCAUAUAGCUGUGGGAAAGACUCUGUCUAGUGACCAUAAUCUUGUUGUCAGGACGACCCCUGGAUAUAUUGAUGUCAAGAAGAAUAAUUACAUAUUUCGAGUGGAGCUAGCCUACCUGCGUGAGAUAGCACUGGCCAAGUCUCAUCGUACGCCCGAGGGGAUGAUGAAGAUGAUAGACACAGCUGAAUCAAUAGAACUGGAAAAACAGAUUGUUGCUCUCCCAAAACUUACCAGUACAUUACAUGGUAUCCAACAACAACACAACACUUUUAGUGGAGCAGUACGACUGGCCAAACGCUGGGUGUCCUCACAACUUCUGUCUGACCACAUACGAGAUGAGGCUCUAGAGCUCAUGGUGGCCCAAAUCUACAUAGCUCCUAGCCCCUUUAGUGUGCCAAACUCACCACUUGUUGGGUUUUUGAGGUUCCUCCGUCUGUUGUCAAGUCAUGACUGGAGCAGAACACCACUGCUCGUGAAUCUCAACCAAGAGUUUACAGCUGGUGACUAUGCAGAGAUUUCCUCAAAGUUUUCCAAAGACAGAAAAACUUUGCCCCUGAUGUUCAUUGCCACCCCUGGAGACAAGCUGAGCUCCCAUUGGACAGCAGGGUUACCAACGGCCCCCAUCCUACAGCGACUUCUCCUACUCGCAAAGGAAUCUCUCAAUGUCCUGGAAAGUCAACUCAACUCUAGUCAGCUUCUGGAUGCAACAGACUUCAAACAAAUUUUCCGGCCACCAAUGGAAAUCUAUGACGUGGUCAUACACCUGAGACAGAAAAUGGUCCCGCGUCAGAACCAGGCAGUGGACAUCACAAAUGAGACAAACAUCCCCCUGCAUGUCUACAACGUGUCGUGUGAGGUGAUGCCAGUGUACGAGUUUGACCCAGUACAGAUGUAUCUGUCAGAACUACGGGCAGCUUACAGCGAGUAUGCUUUGUUUUUCAAUGAUCGUUACGGAGGAAACCUUAUUGGUGUUGUGUGGAAACCUCAGGCAUUCAACAAGACUACAUUUUCGGUGAAUCGCAUAGCAGGAAAGAUGCCAAUAUCGCAGAACACAGACAAACAUUCAGAUAUUCAAAUUGUGGCAAACGUUGAGGCCAUUCUGGAGGAUUUUCAGGUGCUUGGUGGAGGUCUAGCAUCCAAAGUGGAGGUAAAAAAGUGGAAUUUCGGAUCAGUACAGUGAGCUGGAUCAAUCUAGACACAUCAAACAGUCAGCAAUAUCUUUUAAUAUAAAAUGUGAAACUUAUGUGGAAAUGUCAGAGUUGAGGAGUUUACCUUCCUGAUCAUCUGUCUUGGACUACAGAACAGUUAUAGGCCUAUAAACUUGUUUAUUUUACUGUAUAUAAUGUGUAUAAAAUUACAUAAUAAAAAAUAUGUAUUCUAUGA